This is a messenger RNA of Effrenium voratum, 354 nucleotides long. Lineage: Eukaryota; Dinophyceae; Suessiales; Symbiodiniaceae. The record is from the annotation of a GenBank genome assembly.
GUCGAAGCUCUUGACCGCAUUCUGGCCAAGCUUCUGCGUUUCAAGCACAAGGUUCUGAUCUUCUCUCAGUUCACCAGCUUCCUGAACAUCCUGGAGGAUUACUUGCGUUGGAAAGAGCUGGCCUUCGUCCGCCUAGAUGGUCAGGUCUCCUUCCACGAGCGCCGGGAGCGCUUGAAGCGUUUCGAGCAUCCCGACGUGCCGAUCUUCCUUUUGUCCUCCAGAGCCGGCGGUUUGGGCCUGAACUUGCAGCAGGCCGACACCGUGAUUCUUUGCGAUUUGGACUGGAACCCGCAGAACGACAAGCAGGCCAUUGCGCGGGUGCAUCGCGUUGGCCAGACGCGGGAAGUGCGUGUG